AUGACUGCUCUGAAGAAAAAGGUUCUAAGCUCUUCUUCAUCUUCUUUCGACUAUCUCUACCUCAACCCGCUCAUGGAUAAGGAGAAUAGAGCUCCCAACCAUACAUCAGCUGCAGUUGGUUGCUUUGUCUCCUCCAAGGGAAAGAAGCUUCCUUCCACUACAGACAAAUCACAACAGAGCAAGAUAGCACUGAAGCCCUCUUCCCUGCAGCUCUGUAUUCGGCUCAAUGAACCAGAGUCUUCUCUGGAAACAUCUAAACCGUGGGAUCCCCUGCCAUCUUCUUCAGAUAUCUGGGACUUCUCGGACACAGAUGCUGCUCCAGCUUCAUCAUGGUCUGCUCUUCCUAAUAGAUCUCUGCUCUUGAGACCUCUACCACUGGAUGUGGGGAGGUGUACUUGCAUUAUAUCUAAGGAGUUGAUGGAUGGGAUCUCUUGCUAUGUUCUUUAUACUAAUGAAGGCCACGGACGGCAAGAUAGAAAACUUGUUGUUGCUCGCCAUACAAGAAAAAGAAAUGGUCGGUCUGAGUUCAUCAUAGCUCAGAACUCCAAAGGAAUAUUUUGCAGCUCAGAUGAAAGCUUUUUGGGAACAAUAAGUUCAAAUCUAAUGGGAUCAAAGUACCAAAUAUGGCAGCAGGGAAGGAAACUUGAUUCCAUGAAAUCUCUAUCUUGUUUACUGGGUGUUGUUGUGUUUGUGCCUACCAUCACUACACUUGCAGGUAGUUUCAGAAGCAUGAGAGUGUGUAUACCCAAACAAAAAUCAAUGCAAACAAAGACCACAAACAAAACAACACAGAUUCAACACAUCAAUGGCCUUCCUAAUGACUGGGAAGAGAAGAAGAACAUUGCUGAUCGACUAUACUCAAGGGUGCCAUACUAUAACAAUAUCACAAAGAGAUAUGAACUGGACUUCAGAGAGAAAACUGGAAGAACAAGUUCCCGGAUCCAAACAUCAGCUAAGAACUUCCAGCUGACAAUGGAGAAGAACGAAAGGCAGACAAUUCUGCAAUUAGGGAGGGUUGAAAAAUCUAAGUAUGUGAUAGAUUACAGAUAUCCCUUAACUGGUUAUCAAGCCUUCUGCAUAUGUUUGGCAUCAAUAGAUUCGAAGCUUUGUUGUUCUAUUUAA
This is a messenger RNA of Dendrobium catenatum, 1122 nucleotides long. Its product is annotated as tubby-like protein 4. The transcript is spliced from 9 exons. The coding region runs from base 1 to 1122 and encodes 373 amino acids. NCBI's taxonomy places the organism in Eukaryota, Viridiplantae, Streptophyta, Magnoliopsida, Asparagales, Orchidaceae. The record is from RefSeq and is a predicted model, not a curated record.